Messenger RNA from Octopus bimaculoides (California two-spot octopus), 1590 nucleotides. Its product is annotated as glutaryl-CoA dehydrogenase, mitochondrial. Gene Ontology annotation, biological process: fatty acid beta-oxidation using acyl-CoA dehydrogenase; fatty-acyl-CoA biosynthetic process. The record is from RefSeq and is a predicted model, not a curated record. NCBI's taxonomy places the organism in Eukaryota, Metazoa, Mollusca, Cephalopoda, Octopoda, Octopodidae. Gene Ontology annotation, cellular component: mitochondrial inner membrane. Gene Ontology annotation, molecular function: flavin adenine dinucleotide binding; glutaryl-CoA dehydrogenase activity; fatty-acyl-CoA binding.
CGUCAUCACCUCCUCCUUAGCCUCGCCGGCGCAUGCUCAGUGGCUGCAACUGUUGUUAAUUGCCUUUUUCUUCUACUUCUCUUCAGAGGCUUUGAAUCAAUGGCUUUGAUCCGUGUUCUAAACACAGCUCUGCUGUCUUUGCAGCAAACCCUGAGAAAUGGCCCUCAUCUGCAACACAGCGGCGCUUGCAGGCUUCUAUCCUCUUCCAUGCCUGCCUCAGAGAAAAAGACAGAACCCAAAGAAAGUAAAGGUCCCACCUUUAACUGGCAAGAUGCCCUUAAUUUGGAAAGUCAACUGACAGAAGAAGAAAUUCUGAUCCGUGACCAAUUUCGGGAUUAUUGUCAAGAAAAACUUAUGCCCCGUAUAUUACUGGCUAACAGGCAUGAAGAUUUUGACCGUGAAAUAAUGAAUGAGAUGGGAUCAUUAGGUGUUCUUGGUCCGACAAUCAAAGGUUACGGAUGUGCUGGUGUUUCAUCUGUAGCAUAUGGUUUGAUUACAAGAGAAUUGGAAAGAGUAGACAGCAGUUACCGUUCAGCAAUGAGUGUCCAGUCUUCCCUGGUGAUGCACCCCAUCAAUGAAUACGGAACCGAAGAACAGAAAGCCAAAUAUUUACCAAAGUUAGCAACUGGAGAGCUGAUUGGUUGUUUUGGUCUGACAGAACCAAAUCAUGGAAGCGAUCCAUCUUCAAUGGAAACAGUAGCUAGAUAUUCUCCUUCAGAUAAUAUAUAUAUUCUAAAUGGAUCCAAAUCCUGGAUCACCAGUUCCCCGAUUGCAGACGUGAUGGUUGUAUGGGCAAAGUCAAAGAGUCACAAUAACAAGAUUAAAGGUUUCAUUCUGGAGAAAGGUAUGCCCGGUUUGACAGCACCAAAGAUUGAGGGCAAAUUCUCACUGAGGGCCAGCAUUACAGGACAAAUCGUAAUGGAAGAUGUUGUUGUGCCGAGCUCCAAUCUUCUCCCUGCUGUUUCUGGUCUCAAAGGUCCAUUUGGAUGUUUGAACAAUGCUCGUUAUGGCAUUGGAUGGGGAGUCCUUGGAGCAGCAGAGUUCUGUCUUGAAACAGCACGACAAUACACACUGGACAGGAUCCAGUUUGGCUCUCCACUGGCCAAGAACCAGUUGAUGCAGAAGAAAAUGGCUGACAUGUUGACCGAGAUCAGCCUUGGACUUCAGGCUGCCAUUCAGGUUGGUCGACUGAAAGACGAAGGAAAAGUCACACCUGAAAUGAUAUCUCUGAUUAAACGCAACAACUGUGGCAAGGCUCUGGACAUCGCUCGUGUAGCCAGGGACAUGUUGGGUGGAAACGGCAUCAGUGACGAAUACCAUGUCAUCCGGCAUGUCAUGAAUCUUGAAGCAGUCAACACAUAUGAAGGAACCCAUGAUAUUCACGCCCUUAUAUUGGGUCGUGCGAUCACUGGACUGCAGGCCUUCAUGUAGACCACACCCUUAGAUGACCACCGCUGCUGAUAUCACUGUGGGACAAUGAAACACAAUUUGUUUGCAUUCUAUCUAAUCUGUUGUAUUUAGUGCACAGAGAAAGAAACCAAAAACAGAAAAAGAAAUAAUAAAGAGACAAAAGUCUUCAUAGUUACAUUA